GCCAACUUUGGUGGUCAACAUGUACACUUGUGUCAAUGCCAAUCACGAUUGAUCGUGCACUGGAUCUGUCCGUGGCGUCUACGUACCUCUGAUUGAAUCGUUCCGAGAGCAAGGCCUGUUUGUGUCAGCCGCACGUCGAGCCAACUGAAGGUCUGAUCUGCAUACGCGCCCAAUCUGUUCAAAGCCUUUGCAACGUCCCAUAGCCACGGGUACAUACCAUUCAACGGUGAAUACUUGAAAAAUAAAAGUACCGUGUCGGACUGGGACAAGUCUGCGUGCACGUGGCCAUGGCCAGCAACGACGAUGGCCUGGAUGCACUAUGGCAGGAUCUCGAUUGGGCCAUAGGGCAGAUGCUGAUUAUGGGCUGGGAUGGCACCGAAGUGACUCCCCAGAUACGCAACUUGAUAGAGACUCAUCAUCUGGGCUCCAUCCUGCUCACUGCAAAGAAUCUCAAAUCGGCACAUGAAACUGCGAAACUUGUACAGGAGUUGCAGACCAUCGCCCGUCAGGCUGGGCACCCCUACCCGCUUCUCAUUGCACUAGACCAAGAAAAUGGCGGAGUCAACAGUCUUUUUGACGAAGAUUAUAUCUGCCAGUUCCCAAGCGCGAUGGGAGUCGCAGCGGCAGGCAAUCCUGAGUUGGCCUACAACGUAGCGAAAGCUACCGCAACCGAGGUUUCUGCCGUGGGCGUCAAUCUAAUCCUAGGCCCUGUUCUCGACGUUCUUACCAAUGCUAGAUAUCAGCCACUGGGUGUAAGAGCCACAAGUGAUGACCCGCAGGAGGUAUCUCAGUAUGGCAUCGCUGCAAUGAACGGAUACAAAGCAGCAGGCGUUGCCACGUGCGGCAAGCACUUUCCUUCUUAUGGCAAUCUAGAUUUCCUCGGGUCCAGUCUCGAUAUACCCAUCAUCACGCAGACACUAGAGGAGUUGAGCCUAAGUGCUCUGGUUCCUUUCAGAAAUGCAAUUGCCACCGGUAGCCUCGACGGCAUGUUCGUUGGUGGAUGUGGAAUCGCCAAUCCAUCAAUGAAUGUUAUGCAUGCAUGUCUAUCAGAUCAGGUUGUUGACGACUUGUUGAGAAACGACUUGGGCUUCACAGGAGUUGCAAUCUCGGAAUGUCUUGAAAUGGAGGCUUUGAGCCACGAAAUUGGCGUCAAAGGAGGAACAGUUAUGGCUGUUGAGGCCGGCUGCGACCUUGUGCUUCUGUGCCGCGCAUAUGAUGUGCAGCUGGAGGCCAUCGCCGGUAUGAAGCUCGGCAUCGAGAACGGCAUCAUCACGCGCGAGAGGAUCUACACCUCGCUGCAAAGGGUACUACGCAUGAAAAGAGGGUGCACCUCGUGGUCCAAGGCAUUAAACCCACCUGGGAUAUCACUCUUGUCCAAGAUCCAUCCUUCCCAUUUGGCUCUCUCCAAACAGGCAUAUGACAGCUCCAUCACAGUCAUGAGGGAUAAGGAUAAGCUUCUUCCUCUGAACAGGUCAAUGCAUCAGGAUGAUGAGCUACUACUGCUUACUCCGUUGGUCAAGCCACUACCAGCGUCUGCAGCUACCAAGACACUUCUCAGGUCCAAGGACACAUAUGAACAGGCCUCGGGUGUCCAUGACAAAUGGGCACAUCGUGACAGGAGCUCCCUAAUGAGUGGCGAGGGUGUUUUCCGGGAGUUUGGCAGGUCUCUAGCCCGGGCGCGGCAUGGAAAGCUGCUACACACUUCGUACACUGCAAACGGAGUGAGACCAGUUCACGAAAACCUCAUCGACAAGGCGUCUUGCAUCAUAAUCGUCACGGCCGAUGCGAAUCGCAACUUGUACCAGGCCGGCUUCACAAAGCACGUCGCAACAAUAUGUGCGAUGCUGCGAGCCGGUGGUCAGAAGAAGUCGCUGAUUGUCGUGGCGGUUAGCUCGCCUUACGAUUUUGCCAUGGAUAAGACGGUGGGAACAUAUAUCUGCACCUUUGACUUUACAGAGACUGCAAUGCAUGCUCUAGUCAGAGUCCUGGUAGGCGAGUUCGCGCCUCAUGGGACGCUUCCAGGAACCCUCAGAAAAAGCAAAAAAGUGCUCCAGUCGCGACAGCAGUGGUUGGUUGAGAGCUACGAGCGAGAACGCGAUGCACAUGGGCUAGAUGAUCUUAUUCAGUCUGUUGCGCGAGCAAUGCCCAGCGGAGCCCUUCCAGGCAGCGCCUCAAACCAUCUAGCGGCAGCGACUGCAGCUACUUUUGAACUCGCCAACCCGCAUGUCGAUGAGGCUCAUUUUGUGGUACGAAACAGCAGCACCAAGGCCCUCUACGGCUUCUGCUCAACAUACUGUGUCCAAGGGGUUGGCAUUAUUGGCGCCAUCUUUGUCGACCCCGCAAAACGCAACGUAUCAGUCGGCCGAUCGCUGCACCGGAGAGCCUUACGCAGCCUCAUGCAGCGGGGAGGCGGUUGCAAAAAGCUCCAGCUGGGAACUUCAUUCCCUGGCGUUUUUCUGGGCGUCCCUAUAGCUGAUUCUCCGCCGUCAGCUUCUGUUGUAGAGCAAGGCGCCACCAGUGCCAAAGCUUGGUUUACAAGCAGUGGAUGGGACGUUCAGUUUCCCAGGUUGCUGACAAGUCUGGCCAUUGCUGAUCUACCAUCCUGGGGUGCACCUGAGGGUCUGUUGCAAAGUAUCCAACGUGCCAACAUUAGCUUUGAUCUGAUCCACGGCCUCUCAGAGAGCGGCGAGACUGUGCUGGCCCAUGUCAGGGCGCAUGCUAAUCCUGAGGUUCAGGAGCUGUAUCGAGCCGCGUUGGAGGAAACCAAAACAUGUGGUGUGGUGCGUGCCAAAGGCAACAACGACUCUUUACUGGGUACGGUGGUCAUCUCCAGCCCCGGAAGCAAUCUUUCUACACACCUCCCGGCAUUUGGCAACAUUUAUGGCGAGGAUGCGACGAUCGGCGGGAUCAUCGCGCCGGUAUUGUCAUCCUCGGGCUCGCACUCGGGCGUGUUGGUUUUGCAGGGACUUGCCCUCAUGGGGUUGCGGCAGAACAAGGCACACAAAUCAUCGCGCAGUGUGUUGAGUUGGGUAUACGAUGAUGCGUUCGAGCCGCUCGUGGCGAUGGGAUUUGAAGUCGCGCAGCAAUUCGAGGAAAUCACAAAUUCCCUCGACAACUGGCCCGACUUGACAUAGAAAAGGCUGAGUGAGGGAGGUCCUUUUGCCUUUCCACUUCGUUGGCGUAUGUCUCGACUGAGUCAAAACACGACCGUUUGCCCCAAACCCACUUGGGAUCUCAUGUAGCCUCGCAUAUCAAUUUUCUGCACACCAUGUUGACUUGCAGCCAGCGUGGGAUUCUUGAACCCCCAUUUGUUUAUUAAUUAUUAUCAUCUGUUAUAUCUGGUCGACCGUCAAAAUGCUUCAUGUCGCCUAGCGAGGCCUUUACAAUUUACCCAAUCGUCCAUCCAUUGAUUAUAUAAUGAUUUCUUCCGGGGCUUGAGUGUGAGACUCUCGAAAGAGCAUCAAUUGCAGCUCUGAACAAUCUCGGUGACCUGCCACGUUGGGUAUGGUCGCAGGCAGCACAAUUCUCAAAUUUAUCUUAGUGUGACUGGUGUAACAGCCAAGACCCAAUUGAUUCACACAGUCAACUGGGUUGGUCCGACAUUGCACAAGUUAUGGUCACUUUUGGAUAAAAUAUUCGAGUCUUCCACAAAACCUUUUUCGGGAUCUGGAUGAUCGGAGUCGUUUUCCCAUAUUAGCUUUUUGUUUUUCUCUUCAAGCCUUUUAUAGCACAUUCGUCCCUGUAAUAUUGUUUCAAGACAGCCUUCCUUGGGUAAUCGGAGAAAUCCACAACACUAGCGGCCAAGACAGGUCACCAAGCCACUGGGAAUCUAGGCAGCCGAUCGACUUCGGUCCUUCCAGUGACCCCUCGCCAAACUCCCUGACACGACACGGCCGUUCAUUGGGCACAGCCUGCCCCUGCUGGCCGUUCUCGACAGCGAAUCGUGUGGAGGCGCCCAGACAAGUUGAGAUAGGAAAGCUGGGGUAAGCUCCGCCUCUGUUUGAUGAUUUUUGGUCGGCGUCGCUCCGCACCCGACUUUGGUGGUAUUGUAUUGGCCCACAGAGAACCCAUUCAUUCAUUCUAUUUGGCAUUUGCAAUUCCGAACCGACGAUAAGCUGCAAAACCGAUAGCAGUACAUUCAAACAACUUUGUUGUCGACAAACUGAGACUGGGUCUGAUCAGGACAGAACAUAGCAGCAGCAUCUACCCAAUUUCUGUCCUACCGAAUCGCCCAAACCGAAGCUUUCCGACUGGCUGCCCACCGGCUCCGAGUCCUAUCUAGCCCGAUAGGGCAGAGAAAUCUAGAACCAGACAUCACGCGCUAUCUUGUGACGCAACGGGUCGAUCCAGAUAGGCCACACCACAGGGCAGAGCAACCUGGUGAAUAGGCUAUCCUAUUGACAUCCAGCGGUCAAACAAAAAUCGCAAAAUAUCGACUUCGACAGACUUUUGCAAGAGUUGCUCCCUCUCCGUGAAUAGAGGGCCCUUGCCCGCCGCGAGAAUUCGCUGGCGGGAUUUUUUGGAGCCAGACGACGUCCGCCGCAAGUGGUUUACAAUGAGAUGGCAACCUUCAACUCGAUGGCUCCGCCGGCCAGCGGCGAAUCGCUCAGGCUGAAUAUGAGUACCUCGGGUCCUCAGUCGCUAGGGAUGGAGGUCUUUGAUUCGGAUAUAACAUUCGACGAGUCUCUGCUAAACAAUGUCCACGGAAUGUCUAGCCUCCCGUUUACACAGCAAUACGACUUCGAUUCCUUUUCCGGCACGUUUGAAGACCCUUUCGCAUACCCAUCCAGACCCAAUUUUCCCACGGCAUCGGAAGUAAUAUUAGGCAUGAACCAGUCGAGCGGGGAGUCAAUGCAAAGGCGCGCAACCGAGACUGAGGCAGAGGCUGGCUUUGCGGAUCUAGAAGGCUCACCACAAGAGGAGGAAAUGGACAACAAGCUGCUGAGCUUCUCGGCGCCUGUCUCCAAGGCGACUCUGGUGGACGACUUGGGCAAGAUCGUGGAACCGGGCAUGUCGGCCGAGCUCUACGGCAUGUUCUUCGUGGCCGAGGAUGUCUUUGGUGGGGAGCAGAACCCGGGCAGGCCGGCCGAGUUGACGUGCUACCGCCGCAACCUGUGGCAGUGCUCCGGGCAGAUUACGCUCCCCCGCACGGCGCACGGCCUGCACGUCAUCACGGACCAGGGCCUGAGGGCAAAAGUGCUUGAGCUCGCCGUGGCCAUCACAGCAGCCGAGUCCAUCGAGGGGAAGCCCACCGAGAUCAUCUCGAUACCGUGGAAGAGCGCAAACGCAGGGGUUACGGGAGGAGACGAUCAUCAAAAGGGUGCCUCGGCCCCGCCAAACAUUCCGCUCGACCCGUUAGGCAGCGGCCAGGAGCUCGACGGGAAUCGCGUAUCUAUACCCGUGUCCUGGAAGCGGCUACAGUUCAAACAUGCGACGGCCAAUAACGGCAGGCGGAAGGGUCUGCAACAGCACUACCUCGUCCACAUUUCCUUGGUAGGCAAGCUCGGUCCUGUCCAGCAUCAGCACGGUGGCGGGGAGCAGGGUCUCGGCGCCAUACCUGCGUCUUCGCUAGUGGCGUCGGGCGAUGGCUUCGUCAAGAUCACCGAAAUUCGGUCCGGCCCAGUGAUUGUGCGCGGGCGCAGCCCCCGGAACUUUGACAGCAGGAAAGACGUGGCGCUCAGCGGUGAGAAGAAGCCUGGCUCGAGGAGCAUGUCUAACGAUCUAGGAGCUGAGGCCGCCACGCCCGUAGGGACGACUAUGAAGGUUGAGCAGGGUACGCCAGAACUCUCGCAAGCCUUGCUUAGGAUGAAUUCGGCUGGUAGCAGCAUACAGCAGCCGAGUGACUGGGCAUACGCAGGCAAAAGCUCCUCCUCCAGCCACCAGAACAAACAGCCCCCGGCCAAGAAGCUGGCACUCUCACCGGUGCCGGGGCGGCCACCAGUGCCGUCUUGGGGCUCUAACGAGUCAAUGAGACAGCAACCUCCCACGCCAACCAGAGCAACCAUGGCGUCAUCAUCAUCAUCAUCAUCAUCAUCCCUGCGUCGGCCAUCGGCCGCCUCCAUCAUGCCCAUCAACCUGUCCUUGUCAGAAGACGAGC
Molecule: messenger RNA, 6097 nt
Organism: Pyricularia grisea
Lineage: Eukaryota; Fungi; Ascomycota; Sordariomycetes; Magnaporthales; Pyriculariaceae
Exons: 7
Coding region: 288-3134 (948 amino acids)
Biological process (GO): carbohydrate metabolic process; peptidoglycan turnover
Molecular function (GO): hydrolase activity, hydrolyzing O-glycosyl compounds
Source: RefSeq, a predicted model, not a curated record